UACAAAACCUGCAGUAGUGGUCAGAUAUGGAAAAUUAUACAAAAUCACCUGACGAUUCCGACAUGUCAGAUAUUAUCAAAUUUUACAGAAGGUCUUAAAGAAUAACCGCGAUGCUUAGAAAUUAUAUAACUCGUAUUAUGAAAGAAGAAGUGGAACCCAUAUUUGAAGACCCUAUGUGCAAUUCGAAGCUACCAGUAAGGGUUACUUUCGAAGAAAUCACCUCGGCAGCGUACAAAAUUAGAAGCGGAAUUGUAUACACGCCAUGUACGCGCUCCCACAUGUCUGGGUUAACAGAAAUGGAUAUAUUUCUGAAAAAGGAUUUUUUACAACAAACUGGAAGUUUCAAAGAACGAGGUGCCAGAUACGCCCUACUCCAAUUAACCAACGAACAAAAGAGAAAAGGCGUCAUCGCAGCUUCUCUGGGUAACCACGCGCAGGCUCUAAGUUACCAUGGUUAUCAGUUAGGAGUACCAGUGACUGUAGUAAUGCCGAUUACAGCUCCGAUAAUGAAAGUACAAAAAUGCAAAGAAUACAACGCUAACGUCAUCAUGGAAGGUAGGAACAUGGCAGAGGCGAAAAGGAGAGCUAUGCAAUUAGCCAAAGAAACCGGAUGGAUAUUUAUUAAUGGGUACGAUAAUCCACAGGCUAUAGCUGGUCAAGGUACCAUAGGAUUGGAAAUCAUGGAACAAGUAGAAGAUAUAGACGCGGUUGUGGUACCAACAGGUGGUGGCGGGCUUUUGGCGGGAGUAGCUGUAGCAGUAAAAACUCUCAAUCCCAGUAUUAAAAUUAUUGGUGUAGAAUCGGAAAGAUGCGCCAGUUACACUAAAGCGAUCGAAAAUUCGGAACCCAUGCAUACGGAUAUAGAAUCUACUUUGGCCGAUGGACUGGCAGUACCUCAAGUCGGAUACAAUGCUUGGAAUACUUCAAAACAUUUGGUAGAUAAAAUGAUAGUUGUAAAAGAAGAAUGGAUAGCGUUGUCAAUAUUGAGAUUUAUCGAAAAUGAAAAAUGUGUAGUUGAAGGAGCAGGUGCUUGUGGUUUAGCGGCAAUUUUAGCUGGAUUUUUAAAUGAAUUCAAAGGAAAAAGGGUUGUUUUGAUCCUGAGUGGUGGAAAUAUUGAUACAACACUGUUGGGGAGGUGUUUAGACCGAGGUUUAGCGGCAGACGGGCGAUUAGUAAAAUUUAAAGUGACAGUUAGCGAUAGACCUGGUGGUAUAUCCGAAUUAUGCAAAAUAAUUUGUUCUGUAGGUGUUUCUAUCAAAGAUAUUAUUCACGAAAGGGCAUGGGUCACAUCAGACGUUUUUAGCGUGGAGGUAAAAGUAGUAUGCGAAACUAGGGAUUAUACUCAUACUACAGAAUUACGUGAUUUAUUAUUUUCAAAAUAUAAGAAAGUACAAUUUGACCGGAUACAGAAAACUGAUUGUGUGACAUCGUCGACUGAAAUUUAAUUCCAAGUAGAUAUUUUGAAUAAGUUAUAAAUACAGGUAUAUAUCAAAUAUCGAACAAUAUAUUAAUGAUUUUUUGUAAUAUUAGAUUAUCUUUAUUAAAAUAUUUUCAACAUA
Messenger RNA from Diorhabda sublineata, 1559 nucleotides. Its product is annotated as L-threonine dehydratase catabolic TdcB. Lineage: Eukaryota; Metazoa; Arthropoda; Insecta; Coleoptera; Chrysomelidae. Bases 111 to 1445 code for a protein of 444 amino acids. The transcript has 10 exons. Gene Ontology annotation, molecular function: L-serine ammonia-lyase activity; threonine deaminase activity. Gene Ontology annotation, biological process: L-threonine catabolic process; L-serine catabolic process. The record is from RefSeq and is a predicted model, not a curated record.